AUGAACAGGCAAAUCAUGCUGAGGACCACUUCUAGAUGGUUUUUCAGCGGUAACCUGGUGAGAUUAUCAUCCACGGCUAAAAAGGAUGGUGCCUCCAUGGUCUUCCCAUUUUUCCAAAGAGGUGUCAGUUUCGCCAAUCAUUUCAACAAGAUCCAAAGGGCCACCAAGACCCCCAUGUCACACCUUGGGGUUAAAAGAUUGACAAUUCCAUAUGGAAUAGUCACUAGAUACGGCCAAAUCAGCAAUUUGCGCUCUGUUCUCUCAAACUGGAGGACAUUCGCUACCCAUAGACAAUUGAACUUCAGCUACAGUCGAUUCGGAGGGUCCAGAUUCAACAGCUUGGUGGGCCCUUUGGUGUUCACAAUUGCGUUUGGCUUGGGAACUCAUUUUUUGGCUCCAUAUGCGGUCCAGUUAGUGCCUGCUCGGUUGAGGCAACCGGUGGUGUUGUACUCAAUUAUCGGGCUGAACGUUCUAGUUUUCAUGGCCUGGAGAAGUAAUCAGUUUGGAAGGGUCUUGUACAGAUACUUUUUGUUGGAUAAACAAGCCAUGUGGAGCAAUUGGUCGAUGCUAGGCUCUGCUUUCUCGCACCAGGAUUUCUGGCACAUUCUGUUCAACCUGUGGUGUCUGUACUCUUUCUCCACUACUCUGAUCCAGGUCCUGGGCCCAGCCAACUUCCUUGAGGUUUAUCUCAACGGAGCUGUCAUAUCGUCUUUGGCUUCUCUGGCAUAUCCAAAGGUGUUUAGACUAGCCACCAACUCUGUGAGUUUGGGUGCCUCUGGAGCGGUUUGUGCUAUCUUCGGUGUAUUCACAGCGUUGUUCCCUACCGCUAAUGUUAGCUUGUGGUUCGUACCGAUAUGGGGAGGAGCAUCCACUGCUUUCGGUGGAUUUGCGAUUUAUAACAUUUUGGGCUGUAUUUUCAAGUUUGGUUCGUUGGACUAUGCAGCCCAUCUUGGGGGCAUGGCCGCUGGACUAGUUUACGGAUAUUACUAUAAGCAGAAGGCGCAGAAGAGACGUCAGCGUGCCACGGUCUGGGGUUUUUGA
This is a messenger RNA of Kuraishia capsulata CBS 1993, 1041 nucleotides long. RefSeq lists its product as uncharacterized. Gene Ontology annotation, cellular component: membrane. The record is from RefSeq and is a predicted model, not a curated record. Bases 1 to 1041 code for a protein of 346 amino acids. Gene Ontology annotation, molecular function: serine-type endopeptidase activity. The transcript has a single exon. Lineage: Eukaryota; Fungi; Ascomycota; Pichiomycetes; Pichiales; Pichiaceae.